AAAUAUUAUUACUUCCUUACCUAACACGUAACACCAAAGCCCACCAAACCUCCACCAUCUUCUUCUUGAUUGGGUAAAUUUCACCUCAAAUUUCGCCACAUUUUCCUUGUAUAUUCCCCUGCAUUUUAUCUGUUUACAACUUUAUAUGCUUCUCUUUCCACAUCACCCAGUUUCUUUCUAGUAAAAUGGAGGCCAAGCUAUUGAAUUUCCAACUGUCUCCUGCCAUUUUUCGUUCAAACUCUUGGAGGUUUCCGGUCCAAAUUGCCCCUCCAUUGUCGAAAAAUUGCAACUUUCAGACACCCAUUUCUGGGUUUUCAAAGAAUCGGGUCCAAUCUGUUCAGGCUUCUGCCUCCCUCGGAAUAAAGAAUGCAGCUAGAAUAGAUGAGAGCGAGAUUUACACUCUUGACGGUAUAAGAAGUUCUUUAAUUCGACAAGAGGAUAGCAUAAUACUCAGCCUUGUCGAAAGAGCUCAAUAUUGUUACAAUGGCGAUUCGUAUGACCCUAAAGCUUUCUUCAUGGAUGGCUUCCAGGGUUCAUUAGUUGAAUUUAUGGUCCAAGAGACCGAAAAGAUUCACGCUAAGAUGGGAAGAUACAAGAGCCCUGAUGAACAUCCGUUUUUCCCAAACGACUUGCCUGAACCUAUGUUGCCCCCUUUAGAGUACCCACAGGUGUUGCAUCCUAGUGCUGAUUCGAUCAAUAUCAACAGUAAAAUAUGGGAUUUGUACUUUAAAGAUCUUCUACCUAGACUGGUCAAGAAAGGAACUGAUGGUAAUUGUGGAUCAGCAGCAACAUGUGACACAAUCUGCUUGCAAGUUCUCUCUAAACGAAUCCACUAUGGUAAAUUUGUGGCAGAAGCAAAGUUUAGAGCUUCACCAAAUGAUUAUGAAGCUGCCAUUAGAGCACAAGAUAGUAACAAACUGAUGGAUUUGUUGACAUAUCCGGCUGUAGAGGAGGCAGUCCAGAGAAGGGUUGAAACAAAAGCAAAGGCUUACGCGCAAGUGGUCGAUGAUGGGGCCGCGGAAGUUGAACCAGAGCCCGUGUACAAAAUUAACCCGAGUUUAGUUGCUGAUAUUUAUGGGGAGUGGAUUAUGCCUUUGACUAAGGAAGUUCAGGUUGAGUAUUUGCUAAGAAGACUUGAUUAAAUGGAAUAUAUGUAGUAUCAUACCUUACACGAAACUUACACGAAAAAUAAUGUUUAUAUAUAUGUUGAACAAGACUAGAGGUGUUGUGGGUCCAUUAAGUGGGGUUGCUAUAUGUUAUGUGAGGAUGAGAGUUCAACUUAUACAUGGUGGUAUAACAGAAGGGUUUUUGCUUUGUUUAUUCUACUAUAUAAUGGUUUAUUGUUUAUGAGGAGUUUGAACUUUGUAUGGUU
Molecule: messenger RNA, 1372 nt
Organism: Helianthus annuus (common sunflower)
Lineage: Eukaryota; Viridiplantae; Streptophyta; Magnoliopsida; Asterales; Asteraceae
Product: chorismate mutase 1, chloroplastic
Exons: 6
Coding region: 186-1142 (318 amino acids)
Biological process (GO): chorismate metabolic process; aromatic amino acid biosynthetic process
Cellular component (GO): cytoplasm
Molecular function (GO): chorismate mutase activity
Source: RefSeq, a predicted model, not a curated record